Molecule: messenger RNA, 1011 nt
Organism: Balaenoptera acutorostrata (minke whale)
Lineage: Eukaryota; Metazoa; Chordata; Mammalia; Artiodactyla; Balaenopteridae
Gene: POLD4
Product: DNA polymerase delta 4, accessory subunit
Exons: 4
Coding region: 214-537 (107 amino acids)
Biological process (GO): DNA synthesis involved in DNA repair; DNA-templated DNA replication
Cellular component (GO): delta DNA polymerase complex
Molecular function (GO): DNA-directed DNA polymerase activity
Source: RefSeq, a predicted model, not a curated record
GUGGGGGUGGGGGAGAGGCGUCAUUCCCUGGAACCCUCGGACUUCCUUUCUGUUUGUCUGGGUCAUCCGUCUGCCCAUCGCUGGCCCCAGGCUCGCUCUCUGGCCCCAGCCCUCUCUCACUCUCUCUCUCUCUGCAGCUGUCUCUCUCGUGCCCGCUGGCCUGUCUCUCCUUCCCGGCAGUCGCCUCCUUCUCCGCCUGCCUGGGUGGCCGCCAUGGGCCGGAAACGGCUCAUCACUGACUCCUACCCUGUAGUGAAGAGGAGGGAGGGCUCCGCUGGGCACAGCAAGGGGGAGCUGGCACCAGAGCUAGGGGAAGAGCCCCAGCCCCUGAGCGUGGAUGAAGCGGAGAUGGAGCUGCUGAGGCAGUUUGACCUGGCCUGGCAGUAUGGGCCCUGCACAGGGAUCACACGGCUGCAGCGCUGGCAUCGGGCAGAGCAGAUGGGCUUGAAGCCUCCCCAAGAAGUGCGGCAGGUGCUGCAGACCCACCCCGGUGAUCCCCGCUUCCAGUGCAGCCUCUGGCAUCUCUAUCCCCUCUGAAGCACCACCUAAGACCUCCCGCCCGCUACUUGAGAACCUCCAGACACAAGCUAGAACCAGUUGCUGCCCCUCGGCUCAGCUCUGCUGUGGAGAACAUUUGGCAGGAAAGAGGGUCACAGGGAAGGGAAGAGGCUGAAUCUGGAGGUCCAACCAGCAGGCUCCCAGUGCCCCCUCUGAGAACCGACACAGCCGAAGCCAAGCACCUCCUACAUGGAGAGUGGUCUCUGAGGACGAGGACCUGGCCAUGACCCUUCUGAAGCCUGCCACAUGCCUGACCUGAACACUGUGGUCCUUGGGAUGAUGUGGCAAGUUAGGCACCGCUUUGGGAAGAACCAGACUCGGGCAGAAGGCAGAUGACCGAAGAGGCAAAGAUGCACUCCGCACCUCAGGCUGGGAAUCUGAGGGCAGAACUGGCUGAGCUCACGGGGCAAGGGGUUCACUAGUGCUUAUCAAUAAAGAACUCUGAGCCUGGAA